GAUUCGCAUUUGGGGGAAAGCCGGAGCGAAGGAUUCAGGAAAGCGGCAGGAUCUGCUUUCGGUUUCCCUUUAUUUUUAUUAUUAUAAUAUAAUAAUACUGAUUAAUAAAAGGAAGGUGCGAAGAGGUUUCCCCACACUCGGAUUCCCUCACUGCCUGCGGAGAAGACGGGGUCUCCCCUCCCCAUUUAUAGAUCACGGACAUCCCUCUUCCAGCCUAUUUAGGAUCUGACUGGAAGAAAAAGCAGCGGAGAUCACCCGUCGCUGCCGCUGCUCCAACUGCGAGAUCCUUAGAAAAGGGAUCGCCUGGGCAUUUUGGAUUUGCUGACUUUUCCGUUUUCCUUUGGCGCUUUAAAUCUGCUAAAGCUCGCCGAAAGCUGGUGACUUUUAAUUCUAGGGGAAAUAAUUUUGUUCUAGCAAGAUUGGAAAUACAACCCUCCCGUUCCCCUAGGGAAAUCUCGUUGGAUCUUAGGAACUCUUUACUCCACCCCGUUCCACAAUUUCCAAUAACUUCGUCGCAAAUAUAUAUAUAAAUAUAUAUAUAUUUCUUUUCUUUGCCCAUCUUUUGGGGAGAUCUUCCUCAGAGCCGGUUGGCUGCUAAAUUUGGAUCGGAGUGAGGCAAGGUGGGGGCCAUCGCCUGCCCCUCCGGAGGCUUGUUUCCAGGCUGGUAGCAGAGAGAGAGAGAGAAGACAGCCUCCUCCUUUAAAAUAAAAUAGAAAAUCCCACCCCAAAACCUACACCUCAACUUCCUUUUCCAGUCGAGCAUCGAAUCGGUGAAUCUUCCUCGGGGGUCUCUGCUGCUGUUUUCCACAAGGACCUUCUGUUUUUAUUCGCUGUCCCCUGCUCGACACCAUAGAAGAAGGGCGAAAAAAGCAAUUUUCAGCGGUGGGCACCUCCUAGAUCUUCCUGCUGCUGCCGCUUUCGCUAUGGCCCGCCCAGCCACCCAAAGUAGCCCGACUCCUAGCCCCAUGCUCGCCUCUCCUCCUUUGGGACUAGCCACCCCGAGCUCCGCGAUGGUCAGUCUCAAGAGCCUCCUUCAGGGACCGGUCAAAAGUCCCGACCGCCGAGGGGCCAAGGACCUGGGCUCAUGUGUCAUCAAAGACAAGGAACGCAAAAUGGAGGACGACCUGAGCAUUUCGAGGCCUGGGCACUGCGCCUACCUGGGCUCCCUUUUGUGGGAACGCACGCUGCCCUACAACGAGAUUGAGUAUGUUGACUUGGACGAGUUUUUGCUGGAAAACGGGCUGCCCCCGAGCCCAGCUCACCAGCCCUUCUCGCCGGGGAGCCAGCCCACUGCCUCGCCUUCCAGCGGGGUGGUGGUGGACCUUAGCCGGCCAGCCUCUUGCGCGUCGUCAUCUUCCAUCUGCUCCUCGUCUGGCGAAGGCCUAGUGGGUAGCGAUUACGACCACCACGGCAGCAGCCAGACAGGUCCCGUAACACCUGUGUCCCGAAGCACGCCCAGCCCUGUGGACCCCGAGGGCGUGGAGGUCCUCAUGAACUUUGACCCUGACCCUGCCGACUUGGCGCUGUCCAGCAUCCCGGGGCACGAGACCUUCGACCCCCGCAAGCAUCGGUUCUCCGAGGAAGAGCUCAAGCCACAGCCCAUCAUGAAAAAGGCACGGAAAAUACAGGUCCCAGAUGAUCAGAAGGACGAGAAAUACUGGAACAGGCGGUACAAGAACAACGAGGCAGCCAAACGCUCGCGGGACGCCCGCCGCCUGAAGGAGAACCAGAUCACGGUCCGGGCAGCCUUCCUGGAGAAGGAGAACGCCGUCCUGCGCCAGGAAGUGGCCAACAUCCGCCAGGAACUGACCCGUUACCGCAGCAUCCUCUCCAAGUACGAAUCGCAGCACGGCACCUUGUAAGGCCCGCGGCAGCAGACGGCUGCGCUCUUCUCCACCGCUCCACCGCUCUGACGCGGUGGGGCCACCCUGGUUUUUCAACCCUGACCCCCGUCUUCCCGAACCGGGCAAACAAAUAAUCAAACAACAGAUGUUUGGAAUAAGGGGAAAGGUCCCGAGACGGACGAUUCCCCACGUGCGGGGACUGCCGUGCUCCAGGUACUCGACAGAAGGGAUAAGACUUCCUGGGUUUGGCCUGAGCUGACCCUCGCCAAGAAAAAGGGCAGUGACUUGGGAGACGUUGAACUGGGCAUCGUAGGCACACGAGACACACCGCGAACACACAAGGGCUCUGUAGCACACUGGAAGAUGUAUUACACACACACAGACACACACGUGCACACAGUACCCAUUCUCUCUCUCUCUCCACGUACAUGCUAGAGUUUGGUUCGUUGGCAGACUUUUCUCUCCAAACGGCAGAAUUCAGCCCCAGAUUGCUGCAGCUACUCACGUCUGCUUGCCCUGUUGUGGCAUUUGGCUCAGUGGCACAGUUGGCCCAAGGAGGCAUCAGGGUGCCUGUGCUUGCUUGCUUUUUUCUUCCAACAGCAUCGCUUUUCAGUGGACAUUUCUUCUUCUUCUUCUUUUGCACACAAUUUCUUCAACUCCUUUCUCCCGUCGACUCUUUUGUCAGGGUUGGUGGGGAAGGACACGAGAAGGCUGCAAAAGUGGACCCCCCACCCCCGAGCCGUUCUGGGCUCCCAUCUCGCAGCGGGUAUCGAACCACUAAGCCCUCCUCCCGCUGCACCCUUUGCAAAGAGAACUUAGAGGAGGCCUGGCACCCUGAGAAAAAAGAGGACACAGGAGCGUUGUUUUUCUCUCUCUUCCUUUUGAUACCAGUAAACGUCAAGACUUCUGCCUGCGAAAUGCCAAAUUAGAAAAACGAAAAGAAAAAAACGGGUUGUGCACUCAAUAUUUUCCCCCCACAAUUGGACAAAAGGGGCUUUGUGUCAGAGGGCAGGUGUAUGGGUUGUUAGUUGAAUGAUUACGAUUAUCUUAUUAUUACUAUUAUACCUGUUUUUAGUUAAAAGGCAAGUGAUGGUUUCUGUUAUUUUCCCCCCUUCCACCACACCACACUUUUCCUCAUGUUUGUGUCCAACACUGUCUGAUGUACGUCAUAUGUAUAGAAACUAAAAGAAAAACGAAAAACACAGAACCUCAUUGGUGACCCUCCAUAAAUAUGAACAUAUAUAUAAAUAUAUAUAUAUAAUUUUCUCUUUUUUUGUAAAGCAAAAAGUAUAUAUAGAGGCUCCAGGAGAGACUUGAGAGAUUAUGUUCUUCUUAAUUGGGGAAAGGAUGGUUCUUUCGUACAGAAAGUGAAUGGGGGGGGGAGGGGGGAAUACGGUAUUUUUAUCUCCUUUGGGGAGGUUCCUAGUCUUUUUAAUUUUCCAUGUAACAGUGUUGCUGAAGACUUUGGGGGAUGAAACCACCGGACUUGACGGAAGGCUUUUAUUUCGAAAGGAUGUUUACACAGUUGUAUACCAUGAGCAAACUAGGAAUAAAGAAAGACAGGAUUUUAAAAAAAGAACGAACGAAA
This is a messenger RNA of Podarcis muralis (Common wall lizard), 3432 nucleotides long. It is a transcript of the gene DBP, whose product is annotated as D-box binding PAR bZIP transcription factor. NCBI's taxonomy places the organism in Eukaryota, Metazoa, Chordata, Lepidosauria, Squamata, Lacertidae. The record is from RefSeq and is a predicted model, not a curated record. Gene Ontology annotation, cellular component: nucleus. Gene Ontology annotation, biological process: regulation of transcription by RNA polymerase II. Gene Ontology annotation, molecular function: DNA-binding transcription factor activity, RNA polymerase II-specific; RNA polymerase II cis-regulatory region sequence-specific DNA binding.